Coffea eugenioides is the source of this 858-nucleotide messenger RNA. RefSeq names its product dammarenediol 12-hydroxylase-like. The transcript is spliced from 2 exons. NCBI's taxonomy places the organism in Eukaryota, Viridiplantae, Streptophyta, Magnoliopsida, Gentianales, Rubiaceae. Gene Ontology annotation, biological process: sterol metabolic process. Gene Ontology annotation, molecular function: iron ion binding; monooxygenase activity; heme binding. Bases 1 to 858 code for a protein of 285 amino acids. The record is from RefSeq and is a predicted model, not a curated record.
AUGGAAUUAUUGCCGUCGAUAUUUGUUUUUCUGUCUCUAAUUCCGGCUGCUUAUCUUCUCCGCAAGCUUACCCUGAGAAAGGAGUCCAACACUGUAACCACCAAGUUUGAGGUUGGAGAACCAAAGCCUUUACCAGGUACCAUUAGCUGGCCUCUAAUCGGAAAGACUUUUGAGUACAUUUCCAAAGGUCGACAAGGUCUCACAUAUGAGUUUCUAACAGAAAGGUGGAAUAAGUAUUCGUCCCCCAUUUUCAAGACUUCAAUGAUUGGAGAGACCGUGGUGAUCUUUUCUGGUGCCGAAGGGACCAAGUUUCUGUUCUCGAACGAGAAGAGGUUGGUCCAAGUUUGGCGGCGGAGUGCCAUAAAGAAAAUAUUUCCCAAGAUGGAGAAACCUUCCAGUGAGCACUCAGACAUACUGCGUAAACUUCUUCGAUCGAUUCUAAAGAUAGAUGUACAUUGGAAACAAGUGAACCUUAGUGAUCCUCCAGCAAUACACUUGUUCAAUUUGUCCUGUAAUAUAAUCUUGGGCAUCAAUGAUCCAAAAAAAAUUGAGAAAAUUCAAAAGGAUAUGCAGGACAUAGACAACGGUUUGCGAUCAAUACCCAUAAACCUGUCAGGAACGGCUCUGAAUCGUGCCAUCAAAGCGGCCAGGCAUAUUCAGAAAGAGCUUGAGGAAACAAUCAUGCAAAGAAAGAUUGAUCUUUCAGGACAUGAUUCAUGUUCAGUGAUGGACAUCAUGUGGCAUUUGAUCCUGGCAACAAAUGAAAAUGGUCAGUCAUUUUUCGACGAGGACAUUGCAAGCAAUUUGGCAUCUUUAUUACUAGGAAGCUACUCAACCAUGCAACACACAAUCUGUUAG